AUGUUUCCAUUAACUUUACCAUAUACAAGAGGUGGUAAACUCCCUUACUGGUUAUUAUUCAUUUCAAUUGUAUCGAUUUUCAAUUCUUUCCAAUCAUAUCAAAAAGAUUUAUCAUUAACAAAAAGAGUAUAUAAUUCAAAACCUCAACAAGUUACAAAUUUAUCAGCAAGAACUUUUGGAACUUGGACAUUAAUUACAUCAAUUGUUAGAUUAUAUGGAGCUUAUAAUAUUACAAACAAUCAAAUUUAUCAAUUAACUCAAUUCACUUUUAUUAUAGCUGGUUUUCAUUUUUUAAGUGAAUGGUUAAUUUUUAAAACUACUAAAUUAGGUAAAGGAUUAUCCGGACCUUUAAUUGUAAGUAGUUUAAGUUUAUUUUGGAUGUGGUAUUAUAAAGAUUAUUAUGUAUUUUGA
This is a messenger RNA of Lodderomyces pseudojiufengensis, 411 nucleotides long. It is a transcript of the gene ERG28, whose product is annotated as Erg28p. The record is from RefSeq and is a predicted model, not a curated record. The transcript has a single exon. NCBI's taxonomy places the organism in Eukaryota, Fungi, Ascomycota, Pichiomycetes, Serinales, Debaryomycetaceae. Gene Ontology annotation, cellular component: endoplasmic reticulum; membrane. Gene Ontology annotation, molecular function: protein-macromolecule adaptor activity. The coding region runs from base 1 to 411 and encodes 136 amino acids.